This is a messenger RNA of Alosa sapidissima (American shad), 6673 nucleotides long. It is a transcript of the gene pcsk5b, whose product is annotated as proprotein convertase subtilisin/kexin type 5b. Gene Ontology annotation, biological process: peptide hormone processing. The record is from RefSeq and is a predicted model, not a curated record. NCBI's taxonomy places the organism in Eukaryota, Metazoa, Chordata, Actinopteri, Clupeiformes, Clupeidae. The transcript is spliced from 37 exons. Gene Ontology annotation, molecular function: serine-type endopeptidase activity; protein binding. Bases 331 to 5958 code for a protein of 1875 amino acids. Gene Ontology annotation, cellular component: Golgi membrane; trans-Golgi network.
UUUCACCACUUAAAGCAAAGGGAGUCGGAGCAGCAGCCCCGUUCCCGAGAAACACGUUAACUCGAACAGUACAAACACACUUCCCCCCCAUCCGGCGCGACGGAGCACGGCCAGAGAAACGCCAACUUCCAGAUCUCCAUGAGCAGUGCGCUGAACACGCAGCUCCAGCGUUUCAGGGCUCGUAUCGUAUUCGCAUCUCGUGCCCGCACCGGAGCGUAUGUGGAGGUCAAACGGACGAUUCUAUGAGAAUCCCUACGCGAGACGAGACCAAGUUUGGUUGUUAGCUUAACGGGAGGCGAGAGAAGCGCGCGGGAAGGAACAGAAGGGAAGAUGGUUUGGAACGGUGCCGCAAGAGGCUGCUGGCUCUGCGUCCUCGCGCUGUGGCUGGGCUGUACGUCUCCCCCUUGUAAAGCGCGGAUUUACACCAACCAUUGGGCAGUGCGGAUAGAGGGGGGACCCGACUUCGCAGAACGGAUAGCGAGCAAAUACGGCUAUAAAAAUCUUGGUCAGAUUGGUGACCUGAAGGACUACUACCACUUCUUCCACAGCCGCACGAUAAAGAGGUCCACUCUCACAAGUCUUGGCCAGCACAGCUUCAUCUCAAUGGAGCCAAAGGUUAGCUGGGUGGAGCAGCAGGUGGUCCGGCGGAGAGUGAAAAGGGAUUACAAAGCAGUCCCCCCCCCUCCCAGCCAGUCCUCCAUCUACUUCAAUGAUGCUAAAUGGAACAGUAUGUGGUAUAUUCACUGUAACGGAGACCUCCAUAACUGCCAAUCAGACAUGAAUGUGGUGGGGGCUUGGAGGAAAGGCUACACUGGGAAAGAUGUGGUGGUCACGAUACUGGACGACGGCAUAGAGAGGAACCACCCUGACCUCAUACAGAACUAUGACAACCAGGCCAGCUACGAUGUCAAUGGCAAUGACAUGGACCCUAUGCCCCGAUAUGAUGCCAGUAAUGAGAACAAGCAUGGGACACGGUGUGCAGGUGAAGUGGCAGCAUCAGCAAACAACUCCCACUGCACUGUUGGAAUUGCCUAUAACGCACGCAUUGGAGGUGUGCGGAUGCUUGAUGGCGAUGUGACUGAUAUGGUGGAGGCCAAGUCGCUCUCUCUGCACCCGCAGCACAUAGACAUCUACAGUGCCUCCUGGGGACCAGAUGACGACGGCAAGACUGUGGACGGUCCUGCCGCGCUGGCCAAGCAGGCCUUUGAGAACGGCAUCCGCCUGGGCAGGAAGGGCCGGGGUUCCAUCUUCGUGUGGGCCUCGGGCAACGGCGGCCGCAGCAGGGACCACUGCUCGUGCGACGGCUACACCAACUCUAUCUACACCAUCAGCAUCAGCAGCACAGCCGAGAGUGGACGCAAGCCCUGGUACCUGGAGGAGUGCGCCUCCACCCUCACCACCACCUACAGCAGCGGCGAGAACUACGACCGCAAAAUAAUCACUACGGACCUGCGGCAGCGCUGCACUGACAAUCACACGGGCACCUCAGCCUCAGCACCCAUGGCUGCUGGGAUCAUCGCACUUGCCCUGGAAGCAAAUACUCUGCUCACCUGGCGGGAUGUUCAGCACAUCAUUGUGAAAACCUCCCGAGCCGGUCAUCUGAGCGCGCCUGACUGGAAGACCAAUGCAGCCGGAUACAACGUCAGUCACCUGUACGGCUUUGGAUUGAUGGACGCGGAGGCGAUGGUCCGGGAGGCGGAACGGUGGAAGCAGGUCCCUGCCCAGCACAUCUGCCUCGAGAGCGCUGACCGUCAGAUCAGGACCAUCCGUCCAGAUCAUGUGGUGCGCUCUGUGUACAAGGCCACCGGCUGUGCCGAGAGCUCCAAUCACCACGUCAUCUACCUGGAGCAUGUGGUGGUCCGCAUUACCAUCACGCACCCCCGCCGAGGCGACCUGUCCAUCAACCUCACCUCACCCUCAGGGACCAAAUCCCAGCUGCUCGCCAACAGGCUGUUUGACCAUUCCAUGGAGGGCUUUAAGAACUGGGAGUUCAUGACAACUCACUGUUGGGGCGAAAAGGCAGCAGGAGACUGGAUCCUGGAGAUCACAGACUCACCCUCACAGCUCCGCAGCCAGAAGGCACCAGGGAAGCUAAAGGAGUGGUCUCUGGUGCUGUAUGGCACCUCUAUGCACCCGUACUCUGGACGCAGUGACAAGCCCCGUUCUGUCUCCGCUGUGGAGCAGCCUGCUGACGAUGACACCCACGAGUACAACGGUCCCUGUGACUCAGAGUGCAACGAGCGCGGCUGUGAAGGCCCUGGUCCCCAGCAGUGUAUUAACUGCCUCCACCACUUCCUCAAGUUCAAGAACAACACCAGGACAUGUGUGUCGGAAUGUCCACCGGGCUUCUUCCCUGAUGACCGUCAACGCUGCAAGAAGUGCUCGGCCCUGUGCGAGUCCUGCGUGGGCAGCCGCAGUGACCAGUGCAGCUCCUGCAGACAAGGCUUCUACCUGAAAGAAGGAGCCCAGACCUGUGUGCCCUCCUGUCCUGAUGGCUUUUAUCUGGACCAGGACUCAAAAAAGUGCCGAAAAUGUCAAGAGAACUGCAAGAAGUGCACAACUGCAAACAUCUGCACUGAGUGCAAGCCUGGUCUUAGUCUGCAGGACACCCGUUGUCAGCUGGCAUGUGAGCCGGGCACCUACUAUAACGGGCACAGACGAGCGUGCGAGCCAUGUCACUCUGCGUGUGCAACAUGUGCUGGUACAGGAAUGGAGGCGUGUCAUGAAUGUGCAGAGGGCUACUACCUUGAGGACUGGAGGUGUGUGUCCAGCUGCAGUGUUGGGUACUACAUGUCCGAGCAGAAGGGCGAGAAUGGAGACAUCCAAAAAUCGUGCCGCAAGUGUGACUCCACGUGUUUCUCGUGCACUGGGCCAGGCGAGCGCAACUGUAGCGUCUGUGUGAACGGCUACAACCUGGAGGAUGGCGUGUGUGUGGUCAGCACUAUCUGCAAAGAUGGAGAGUACUACAGUAGACAUGAGCAGUGCCAUCAUUGUGAUUUUAGCUGUGAAACGUGCACUGGACCGGAGCCUGAGGACUGCAUGCGCUGUUCCCGCAUGCGGCUGUACGAUAAUGGACGGUGUGUAAUUCGCUGUGAUUCUGGCAAGUAUGCAAUGGGGGGGCAUUGCCGCUUGUGCCACCACACGUGCCACGAGUGCUCGGACGAUGGCCCCACCAACUGCACCAGCUGCGACACAGAUAGCUCUGGGGUGGCCCGGUAUUUGUUCGAGGGGCAGUGCCGUGACUCAUGUCCCGAGGGCCACUUCCCGUACCACUUCCUGACGCGCAGUGAGUGCAAGGCGUGCCCGGAGCACUGUCGCGUGUGCGCGACCGCUGAGACGUGUGUCCACUGCAGCCCUGGCUUCUACCCCAAGGACGGAGAGUGCCUACCGCUCAGCUGCGGGGAGGGCGAGAUGGAGGAUGAUGACCAUGAGGAGUGUGUGACCUGUGAGGAGGGCUGUAAGAGCUGCUUAACAAUUAAUCGGUUCCACUGCAACACCUGCUACCCUGACUACUACCAGUACGGGGUAAUGUGCCACAGGCACUGCCCUGAUGGGACGUUUGGAGUGAACAGCACGCGAGUAUGUGAGAUGUGUGAGCAUCACUGCCGCAUCUGUGACGAGUCCCAGUGCUACUGGUGCGAGGAUGACUACUACCUGUCAGAUGACAAGUGUGUGAAGGAGUGUGCAGAGGGUCUCUAUGGUGACGCGGAGCGCCGCGAGUGUGUGGACUGUCACCAUGGCUGCCGCACCUGUAAGGGCCCUGCCCAUGACGACUGUGACUCGUGCGAAGAUGGACUGAAGCUGGAAAAUGGGCAGUGUGUCCACACUAAUCUGAGUAGCACCUGCCGGCAGGAUCAAUUCCUCAGUGAAAAGGAGGAGUGUUUGUCAUGCUCUUCUGACUGUGGCACCUGCUCUGGUCCAUUGGACAAUCAGUGUGACACCUGCGACUCAGGUCGCUUCCUCGCUCCGGAUCAGCGGUGUGUGAGGCAUUGUCCGGCAAGGAGCUUUGGGAACGGGUCGUCGCGGCGCUGUGAGGAGUGUGUGUCGGGGUGUGCGCAGUGUGAAAACGCACAGAGCUGCCAGCUCUGCCAGUCCACACCUGUCCAGCUCUACCUCAAAGAUGGCCGCUGUGUGCCCGAGUGUCAGAGUGGUUACCCAGAGGGGGGAGUGUGUGUGUCCUGUGACCCCCACUGUGAGACGUGUGAGGGGCCACAGAUUUGUGUGCGCUGCAUGGAACAGUACCUGCUGCACGGCCACUCUUGUGUGGGUCACUGCCCCCAGCGCUAUCGGCCUGAGAAGGGGGAAUGUGUGCGCUGCCCCAGCGGCUGCUCAGACUGCCACGCAAACGGCCGCUGCUCUGACUGUGAACAGUACUAUUUCCUGCGUAAGGACGAGUGUGUAGUGGACUGUCCCGAGGGUUUCUAUGAGAGCUUGUCCACUCGUGCCUGUGAGAAGUGUCACUCCGACUGCGCAGCCUGUGACGGCCCUGACGAAGACGACUGCGUGAAGUGUAGCCGUCGCCGAGCGCUGCGCUAUCAUGGGAAAUGUCUGCUCGCCUGCCCGAGUCACGCGUACCAUGACAAGCAGAGGGCCGAGUGCAGGGAUUGUGACAGAACGUGUCUGACGUGUGGGGGUCCACUGCCCACAUCGUGUGAGACCUGUGAGGAGGGCAUGGAGCUGGACGCCACAGGACACUGCAUGGUGGUGAACACGUGCCCAUCCCACUACUACCCUGAUGCAAGUGGCCAGUGCCAACCCUGUCACUCCACUUGCCAGCACUGCACUGGAGGCAAGGCCACACACUGCCUCUCCUGCAGGCCCGACAGCUACCUCCUCAACCACACCUGUAUGACGCAGUGUCCUGAUGGUUACUAUGGUGACGAUGAUACUCGCCAGUGUGAGCGGUGUCAUGUCACCUGCCGCUCAUGCAGCGGUCGUCACAGCACGGAGUGCCUGAGCUGCCGAGAGAGUCUUUUCCAGCUCGGAAACACUUGUGUCUCCAACUGCGGCUCUGGUUACUAUGGCAGCAACGCGACGUGCUUGCGCUGCGAUCACUCGUGUGAGACGUGCUGGGGUCAUGGCUCCUACUGCACCAGCUGCAAAGAUGGCUACUUCAUGCUGGACGCGCAGUGCCUCUACACCUGCCCUGACCAGUACUAUCCCAAGACGCGAGAUCACACCUGCCAGCACUGCCACGCCACCUGCAAGACCUGCCGCGACUCAGGGCCAAUCAUGUGCACUUCCUGCUAUGCUGGGUUCCACUCUAUGGGCGGGAUUUGCAGCUCUCCCUGCCUGGCUGGCUACUACCCCUCCACACUGUCUGUGCCACAGAACUCAGAUGUGAAGUGUGAGGCGUGUCACCCGAGCUGUACGGAGUGUAAGGGUGCUGGUCCCGCUAACUGCACGCAGUGCCCGGCUCUCCAGCGCCUGGCCAUAGACGGCCGCUGCCUCAGCUGUUGCGGGGAGGGCCAGCGCAUGGACGGCGCCCCCAUCCCCUGGGAGUGCUGCGAGUGCCAGCAGUUAGAUGACGGCUGUGUCCUGGGAGUGAACUUCCGCUUCGUGAAGCCGACGGAGCAGGAGGUGGGCGAGGCGCUGGGGGGCGUGGUGGCCACGCUGGUGCUGCUGGCGGUGGCCGUGGGGCUGACGGUGUUCCUCGUCCUGUGGAUGCGCGCCACCUCACCGCGCGCCCCCAUGGUGUUCCUGCGCGGCUACGAGAAAGUGUCUGUUCAGGCCAUGCCUUUGCCCCCAGACUCCAUGAUGAACUUCCGGGACGGUCCAGAUGACGAUGAGGAUGACGAAGAGGAGGAGGAUUGUGACAUUGUGUACAUGGGGCAAGACGGCACGAUGUAUCGCAAGUUUAAGUACGGCCUGCUAGAUGAACAUGAUGAUGAACCUGAGCUGGAAUACGAUGACGAGGGUUACACCAUGACGGGCAUUAGCGCAAACACAGAGACAUGAUUGCACACACCCACACGCUUACACUGAUAUAAUAAUAUAAAAAUGCACCGUUCACCAUUCAAAAUUCAUGCCAUAGUGAAUACUAAAUACAUUUCAAAAAGGUAGGCUACACACAGAUGUCAAUCUGUGAGUUUUGCUUUUCACCUACAGAGGGAGCUGUUCUUCCACUAUACAAUCCAUUGUCUACACAUGUAGGUUGUUGUAUUGGCUAUAUAUGUUUGGUCUUUGUAUAUCUGGUGACAUUUUAAAUUAAACCUUUGUUGUAUAAUUUUUUCAGUUUCAGUAGAAUUCUGCUUUUGCCUGUCCUUAUGACAACCACACUGAAGGAUAAUCUUUGGGUGUGAUGUGUGAUACAGUCAGUGUGAGAAUGAUGGAAAUAAAAAAGCUGACAGUUCAUGGUGACAAGACAAAAUUGUAUUUAAAAUACUUAUUUUUUUAUUAAAUGUAUUACUUUAUUAAGUAAUUAACUAGGGCAUUAUCAUUUCAUUUGUAGGGUAUUAUAAAGGUAUCAUAAAUAAAACAGCUAAAAUUUUCUAAAAGUAGUGUUACUACUGUAAUAUUAAAACAUGAACCAAUCUGAAUUUCAUGUUAAAUCAUUUGUGAUACCCAGAGCCAGUUUUCAAGGGGAUUUACUGAAAUAUGUUCUUACGUACAUCAUUUGAAAAUGUUUCUCAUAUAAAAUUAAAAUGCUGUAUGUGCCGUCAACAUUCACACA